CUAUACCCUUAAUGUACUUCAUGCCGACAAUGCCCGUAACCGAUGCAGGCGCACUAAAAUUUCACAGCUGAAACCCGAAUGCUACUCUCAUGCGAGCGUCUUCUCCAUAACCACCCUUACGAUUUCGUCUACUACAGCAAUUUGGCAACAAACCCAUGAUAGUGGAGAUAUGUCAUUACUGCUGCCGGACGGAAUCGGCAUACGGAUGAUGAGGUCUUCAGACAUGCCACAAGUUCGUGCACUCCAUAGCAAACUCCUCCCAAUCGCAUACCCUACCGCAUUCUUUGUGCAGCUGCUCGUACAGCCUCAGCACAUGUGCCUGAUAGCCACAUACGAUGGCAAAGUCGUAGCAUUCGCCUCUGCUACCAUAGAGACACGGCAUUCAAACCCAGGACCACUCGGUUCCAGUGGGGAUCAGGAUAUAACCACUGGAGAAGGCGCUCCGCGGGUUACCUUGUUGACGCUCGGGGUAUCGCCCGAAUUCCGACGACAAGGAAUUGCACGUAGACUCGUGCAUGAAAUCGUGCAGCGCCUACGAUCGUCUUGCGGAGCUCCUUAUCAUGAAUCACCUCCUGUUCCAUCGCUGUCAAAGAGCGAUUCUAAUGCGGUGAUUAUAUGCGCAGAGGUCGCGCGCAACAAUUCGUCUGGACAGUCUUUUUACUCCCACCUUGGGAUGCAAAGACAACUAGAAGUGGAUAAGCAGGGAGGGUUUGGUUCAAAGGCACACACGUGCAUGGUACUUGGGGUGAUGAGAACAGUUCCCGUUUCCUGAAGAUUGCAUCGUUGGAUUUUUGAGGAGGGGGAUGACGUUUCGCUGCAGAGACAAUAGUUACGAGGGUUAUCAAGGACGCGCUAGAAUAAGUUAGAAGCCAUAGUGAAUUUAUGUUUCUAUAAUGACAUCUAAAACUCACGAUGGACAUUUGUGUCUGCCUCUUGCUUCAGCUAGAAAGUCAACGUGAAGACAGCCUGUGAUCUGGGGCACAUGAGGUUACUUGCAGAUGGCAGUUAAUGAACCUUGGAGGCUGCCAGCGCGGGAGUACACCCACCUGAGGAUGGGGUCGGAGGGUCAGAUAUGUCGGAUAUCCUAGGAUCAAAUAGUCU
Messenger RNA from Suillus bovinus, 1101 nucleotides. RefSeq names its product acyl-CoA N-acyltransferase. Gene Ontology annotation, cellular component: Golgi membrane. Gene Ontology annotation, biological process: N-terminal peptidyl-methionine acetylation. Gene Ontology annotation, molecular function: histone acetyltransferase activity; protein-N-terminal amino-acid acetyltransferase activity. NCBI's taxonomy places the organism in Eukaryota, Fungi, Basidiomycota, Agaricomycetes, Boletales, Suillaceae. The transcript is spliced from 3 exons. The coding region runs from base 170 to 772 and encodes 200 amino acids. The record is from RefSeq and is a predicted model, not a curated record.